AGAAAUUCACUCACUGAACUUCCAGUAGAGGAAUGCAAGCUGCCGCUGUCCGUUGUAGUUUACGAUACGGUGGAUGGUUCUUACCGAAGUAACGCUUUUUUUCACGGUUCUACUGGCUUUUACGGGAAGAAAAGAACAUUCGAGGACAUUUCAACAGGCGACCAGAACCGAUGGGGACGUUAUAUCGUUGGAGUUACGCGGGUGGAUUUGGUUGUUUUAGUUGAGAAGAAGGAAAGUGUUGCGCUCGGAGCAACAGCGGUGGGAUUAAACAUGCUGACACCGAUUUUAGCAUACUUGUUAUCGGUCCUCCUGCUGUGUCGAAUAGCGUUCUCUCAAUACUCCAGCGAUCAAUGUAGUUGGAAGGGCAGUGGUCUGACCCAUGAGGGCCACAGCCGUGAUGUGGAGCAGGUCUACCUACGUUGUUCCCAGGGUUCCCUCCACUGGCUCUACCCUACAGGGGCCGUCAUCGUCAACCUGCGGCCCAACACCCUGUCCCCGGCAGCCGCCCGUCUCUCCGUCUGCAUCAAGCCCUCUAGGGACUCCCACGGGGCCAACAUCUACCUGGACCGGGCCGGGAAGCUGCGCCUGCUGCUGAGAGAGCAGGACCAGGCCCAGGGGAAGGUGACCUGCUUCAGCAUCCAGGAGGGGUCUCUGUUCAUAGAGGCCAUACCUCACAGAGACAUCAGUAAGAGAAUCACCUCGUUCCAGUAUGAGCUGGUUACAGAGAGGACCGGGGCUGGAGCUGGAGCCUUGGCUGGGGUGGAGCCACAAGCACUGUCUGCUCCCUGUCAGCCCUGCAGUGAUGCUGAGGUGCUGUUAGCAGUCUGCACCAGCGACUUUGGUAAGAACUAUUUACAAACCCUUUAUAUGCAUCCUUUUAUGUAUACUUAUUAAAGCUACAGUAGGUUC
Messenger RNA from Oncorhynchus kisutch (coho salmon), 909 nucleotides. RefSeq names its product meteorin-like protein. Gene Ontology annotation, molecular function: hormone activity. The coding region runs from base 271 to 894 and encodes 207 amino acids. The transcript has 3 exons. Gene Ontology annotation, biological process: energy homeostasis; positive regulation of brown fat cell differentiation. The record is from RefSeq and is a predicted model, not a curated record. Lineage: Eukaryota; Metazoa; Chordata; Actinopteri; Salmoniformes; Salmonidae.